UUCGGGUUUGGGUGACGCCUUCGGUUAGGAUUUGUCGGGAGUGAACCUCAACAACCUGGGUCUAUUUGAUCGAUUUAAGUAGCGAAAGCAGCGAGGAACAACCUUACCUUGCGCUAGGAAGCUGUGUUAUUGCUCGGGUUCCUAUCGAGUGUUAUUAUCGAGUAAUAAAAGUCAACCUAUACGAUUACCAACAUGUCGAAUGAUACGAUUACCACCCUCCGCGGAGGGUGUUUUGCGCCGUUCUUCAACGAGGCUAUGUUUCCUAUAGAUGGAGGACACGUGGAGGGACGAUUAUGCUCGCCUCUUGGAACCUUGAGUUGCUGUGUGCCAUGUCCUAUGACGGAUUGGGUUUACCCAGACAAUUUCAAUUCAGCAACGGCGGCCGCGAAUUGGGUCAAUGUCGUUGGAAUGGUUUGCUGCGGCUUCUUAUUGCUCUCCUGGCUUGUGCUUCCCGUCGAAAAGACACAUCGUCAUUAUCUCAGCAUAAGUCUCACUUUCGCUGUCGUCUUGAUGAAUUUGGGCUUUAUCAUUCCGUUGGCAGCUAAACCCGAACAAUGUUUCAACGAGAUCACUCCCCACGGGAUGGACACGAGCUCCGUAUGCGCCGCUUCGGGGUCUUUCCUACUUGCUGGUGGCUGGGCUGGGAUCAUGUGGAUUUUCCUAAGAGCGCUCUCUCUACAUCUCCAGAUCUGUUGGCAGUUGGUUGUGGGCCGAAGCUAUAUGUGGUUUUCUCAGGUGCUGGGCUGGGGCAUUCCCAUCAUCGGACUCAUCCUCCUCCUUCUCUUCAGCGGAGUUUCAUUUCGUUUCGGUGCUACCUGCCACAUUAAUCACGAGAACAGCUUGGCCGAUUUCUGGAUUCCGCUCCUGGUAUUCGCAGGCCUUACCGUCAUCAUACAGUUUGCCACCUUCGGAUACUGCAUCAAGGUCUAUCUCGCCUCUUUGAGUGACAACAGCGCCUCAACCGAGGGCUCUGGAAUGCCUUCCUAUACCAACAGUAUUCGUACUAUGACGCCCCGCCAAGCAUACCGACGAGUACGGCGUGUUAUUCAACUCCAAUGGCGUGGCAUCGUCAUUGUCUUAGUCAUCAUUGCUGAUGUUAUCUUCUUUGCCAUCAUCUUCGUUUUCUUAGAUACUACGGUGCAAUCGAUCAAGACCGACCCACAGAAGGCAUUGGCUUGGGCGGCAUGCCUUGUGGGAGCCCGUGGUGAUAAGAAUAAGUGUUUGGAUUUAGCUAAUAAGCUGGUGGUUAAUCUGCCGACUGUAACAGCCGUCCUGGUCCUCUUGGCGAUGAAUGGCAUUUGGUUGCUUUUACUACUUGGCCGCUGGUCAAUGUUCACCGGCUGGGUCGAGUUAUUUUCUUCUCUCCUUGGUAUUCAGACCAAAAAGGAAUUCGUGUCGGUGGAUGCUCGGAUAGAACUGAAGCAGGAUCCUCGGUCUUAUGAAAUGUUGUCUCGCGAUGCCGGUAAAACGGACCACGUGCUGACGCCGCUUAGCACAACCAUGUCCCCGACUGCGCAGGGCGGACGCCACACCCCCGACUACUUCGGCACGACUGCGCGAUACCAACCACACCAACGCUCGUUUUCGUCGCCUAGACCACCACAGCAGACGCACUGGGACACGUACCAACACGACUACCCUCCUCCAAUGCCAACCUCGCGACCAAUGGGCUACGAAGGGAUGAAUCCGUUAGCGAUGAACCGAAUAGAAAAGGAGGAGGAAGAUGAAUACACGACGCAGCGGUCACCAUACGGCCAACCGGGAGCAGCUGACUAUAGUCGCGACCACGUCUUCAUAUGAGAUUAUCGUUUUAUUUCCAAAAGUUAUACGC
Molecule: messenger RNA, 1831 nt
Organism: Hypoxylon fragiforme
Lineage: Eukaryota; Fungi; Ascomycota; Sordariomycetes; Xylariales; Hypoxylaceae
Exons: 4
Coding region: 193-1800 (535 amino acids)
Biological process (GO): cell surface receptor signaling pathway; G protein-coupled receptor signaling pathway
Cellular component (GO): membrane
Molecular function (GO): G protein-coupled receptor activity
Source: RefSeq, a predicted model, not a curated record